AUGGACGACGAUUGGUUCUAAGAUGAUUCUUAAAUUGAUUCGAGGCAAUUAGAAUUAAAGCUGGCUGAGAAUGAAUAGAAAAGAAAUCAAAGAGAUUAAUGGAAUAAAGGCUAUUUAGAUGGUCUAGAAUGGGCAGACAAAAAUUACUCAUCCUAUGAUUUGAAUGAAUCUGAUUCAAGCAUAUAAGAUCUAAGAGAACACUUUGAUAAAUCAGUUGAAGAAGGUCGAUUUGCAUACUUGCUGUUAGCAGAUAAUCUUGGUCCAAGUUUUGAUGAGUAAAGAAAUGAAUUAAGGUAAAUGAUGGAAUAAUUGAACCUUGGGUUAAAAAACUAAGACUAGAGUGAUCAUAUUGUCAACUAAUCUAGAGAGUUAAGGUAGAAAAUUAAUAAAGAUAUCGACAUUGAAAUGAAUUGA
Stylonychia lemnae is the source of this 414-nucleotide messenger RNA. The record is from the annotation of a GenBank genome assembly. Lineage: Eukaryota; Ciliophora; Spirotrichea; Sporadotrichida; Oxytrichidae.